Ochotona princeps (American pika) is the source of this 3328-nucleotide messenger RNA. RefSeq names its product glycogen synthase 1 (gene GYS1). Lineage: Eukaryota; Metazoa; Chordata; Mammalia; Lagomorpha; Ochotonidae. The coding region runs from base 237 to 2444 and encodes 735 amino acids. Gene Ontology annotation, cellular component: cytoplasm. The record is from RefSeq and is a predicted model, not a curated record. The transcript is spliced from 16 exons. Gene Ontology annotation, biological process: glycogen biosynthetic process. Gene Ontology annotation, molecular function: alpha-1,4-glucan glucosyltransferase (UDP-glucose donor) activity.
GCACUGCAGGAACCCUGCGGGGCCUCAGUGACGCUGCGGCAGCCUCCCGCCCGGUCCGAUCGCUGCGGGUGCGGGAGUACCUUCGUGCAAUAGGAAGCACAGCUGGUUGCAAGCUUCCUGUCGGACUCCAGCUCCCCCAGCCCGCGCACUCUUCCCGGUUGCAUUGCUCGGACACCUCCUGGGGGUCCCUACCUGUGGCCCGACCCCCACCCCGAACCCCCUACCCCGCAGCAGCCAUGCCUCUAAGCCGCACUUUGUCCAUGUCCUCGCUACCGGGACUGGAAGAGUGGGAGGAUGAGUUCGACCUGGAGAACACGGUGCUCUUCGAAGUGGCCUGGGAGGUGGCCAACAAGGUGGGUGGCAUCUACACAGUGCUGCAGACGAAGGCCAAAGUGACAGGCGAUGAGUGGGGUGACAACUACUACCUGGUGGGCCCUUACACGGAGCAGGGCGUGCGGACCCAGGUGGAGCUGCUGGAGCCCCCGACCCCGGCUCUCAAGAGGACAUUGGACUCCAUGAACAGCAAGGGCUGCAAGGUGUAUUUCGGGCGCUGGCUGAUAGAGGGGGGCCCUCUGGUGGUGCUCCUAGACGUGGGGGCCUCCGCCUGGGCUCUAGAGCGCUGGAAGGGGGAGCUGUGGGACAUCUGCAACAUCGGGGUGCCCUGGUACGACCGCGAGGCCAACGACGCCGUCCUCUUCGGCUUCCUCACCACGUGGUUCCUGGGGGAGUUCCUGGCCCAGAAUGAAGAGAAGCCACACAUAGUGGCGCACUUCCAUGAGUGGUUGGCAGGCAUCGGGCUGUGCCUGUGCCGCGCCCGGCGGCUGCCUGUAGCCACCAUCUUCACCACUCAUGCCACCCUGCUGGGGCGUUACCUGUGUGCCGGUGCCGUGGACUUCUACAACAACCUGGAGAAUUUUAACGUGGACAAGGAAGCCGGGGAGAGACAGAUAUAUCACCGUUACUGCAUGGAGCGGGCCGCGGCCCACUGCGCACAUGUCUUUACAACGGUGUCCCAGAUCACCGCCAUCGAGGCCCAGCACCUCCUGAAGAGGAAGCCAGAUAUUGUGACCCCCAAUGGCCUGAACGUGAAGAAGUUCUCGGCCAUGCACGAGUUCCAGAACCUUCACGCCCAGAGCAAGGCUCGGAUCCAGGAGUUUGUGCGUGGUCAUUUCUAUGGUCACCUGGACUUCAACUUGGACAAGACCUUGUACUUCUUCAUUGCCGGCCGCUAUGAGUUCUCCAAUAAGGGGGCCGACAUCUUCCUGGAGGCCCUGGCCCGGCUCAACUAUCUGCUCCGCGUGAACGGCAGUGAACAGACCGUGGUGGCCUUCUUCAUCAUGCCGGCUCGGACCAACAACUUCAAUGUGGAGACACUGAAGGGCCAGGCCGUGCGCAAGCAGCUUUGGGACACGGCCAACACCGUGAAGGAGAAGUUUGGAAGGAAGCUCUAUGAAUCUUUGCUGGUGGGCAGCCUUCCCGACAUGAACAAGAUGCUAGACAAGGAAGACUUCACCAUGAUGAAGAGGGCCAUCUUUGCCACACAGCGGCAGUCCUUUCCCCCAGUGUGCACCCACAACAUGCUGGAUGACUCCUCGGACCCCAUUCUCACCACCAUCCGCCGCAUCGGCCUCUUCAACAGCAGUGCUGACAGGGUCAAGGUGAUUUUCCAUCCGGAGUUCCUCUCCUCCACAAGCCCGCUGCUCCCUGUGGACUAUGAGGAGUUUGUCCGCGGCUGUCACCUUGGGGUCUUCCCUUCCUACUAUGAGCCUUGGGGGUACACACCAGCGGAGUGCACCGUGAUGGGUAUCCCCAGCAUCUCCACCAACCUCUCCGGCUUCGGCUGCUUCAUGGAGGAGCACAUCGCAGACCCUUCUGCCUACGGCAUCUACAUCCUGGACCGGCGCUUCCGCAGCCUGGAUGACUCUUGCUCGCAGCUCACCUCCUUCCUCUACAGCUUCUGCCAGCAGAGCCGGCGGCAGCGCAUCAUUCAGCGCAACCGCACUGAGCGCCUCUCUGACCUGCUGGACUGGAAGUACUUAGGCCGGUACUACAUGUCUGCUCGCCACAUGGCCCUGGCCAAGGCCUUUCCAGACCACUUCACCUACGAGCCCCACGAGGCGGAUGCGACCCAGGGCUACCGUUACCCACGGCCGGCCUCAGUGCCUCCGUCACCCUCCCUGUCCCGCCAUUCAAGCCCACACCAGAGCGAGGAUGAGGAGGAGCCUCGGGAUGGGCUCCCUGGGGAAGACGGGGAGCGCUAUGAUGAGGACGAAGAGGCUGCCAAGGACCGUCGCAACAUCCGCGCCCCAGAGUGGCCGCGCCGAGCCUCCUGCACGUCGUCCAGUGGUGGCAGCAAGCGCAGCAACUCGGCGGACAGCAGUGCUCUUAGCACUCCCAGCGAGCCCCUGAGCCCUGCCAGCUCGCUGGGCGAGGAGCGCAACUGAGCCCCGCGCAGCCACCCCGGCCCAGGCACCUAUGCACUGUGGGGCUGCAUGUGGAGGGGCGUUAUGGCGGCCUCAGACUCCGCCACACUCCAUGCCAGCCCAUGCCCAGCCCCAGCCCCCACUCCCACACACACUCCACAAUCCCAAACUCCGUGCCUUUCUUGGGGUUCAGAAAGUUUACUCUGUACCCUGGAGCUGCCCAGGGCCUGGCUGAACCCCAAAUCUGCCAUUUAGGGGACUUCUUGGCUGAGGAUGCCAGAGAUGGAAAUGAACCAGGGCCUUCCUGGCGGUCACUCCUGCGUUGGCCGGGAACCACGUGGUGUCCUGCAGCGGGACACCUUCAGGGACUGCCUGUGCACCCAGGCUCAGGGUCCGCUUCCUCCUAGGGCAUGUGUCCAGUUCUACAGGAGGAUUGCUCCCCUAUGCACACACACCUGCUCCCGUGGCCCACAGACCUUGGGCCAAGCCAGGGCUGGGGGCGGAAGCUGCUGUGACUCCUCAUUCUUCUUGGUGACACAGUAGGUGGAGCCCGUUGACACUUUGUUGCCUUUCUGGCCCUUGCAGACCAGAUCCCUGCUCUUCCUACACUCCUGUGCCUUCCAGGGAAACCCUCGCUACGCACAGCCAGGACUGGUGGGCUGGCUGGCUCCCCAUGCCCGCCUCUCCCUGCCCCACCCCUUCACUCACCACUCAGCCACCUUGAAACCAUUGGCUUCCAGGUCUGCUGCCAACGCUGGACCCUCACCACUGUGCUGCACCCAGGUGCCCUGGGUUCUAGAAGUAUCCACCGUGUACCUUGAGGCUCUUCCGUCCCUGGGCUGUGUGCCCUGCGUCCCUCUUCCCCCGCAAUUUGGUGCCAUAGGAAGGGCCCUCAUGUGUGCUGU